UGGUAAUGUUAGGAAUAGGAUAGCUAAGCGGUUAUAAAGUUAGUAAACAUGAGUAAAAUUUUUAAAAAGCUGGAAAGAACAUUUGAAGAUGUUACCGACAUAACUGACCCCUCGAGUAUGGAAAAGGUGCUGGCUAUAUUCGAACAAUCUCGACUCGAAGACGACGAAUUUAUGCAGGUCUUAGUAGAUAAGCUACAUGGAGUUGAAGUAACAUGGGAACAACCUCCAUACCAACUGAACGACUGCCUAACUGAGAAGCCACCUCCUGAAGAAGCAGAGCUAUGUGCCAGUGGACGCUUCACGAAAGCAGAAGGUGAAUUAGUUAAAAAAAACUGGAAAAACUUUGUACAACAAUAUAAUGUUCCUGAUAAACCAAUAUGCUAUGCACGGUGGAAGAACCGUAACAAAAAUCCGAAGUAUAAUCCAGAGGGGCGUGCGCGCAGGUAUGUGGCUGCUUACCUCGCCCGAGGACUACACAGGAACCUUUACCAAGUUUUUAAAUAUUUCCGGAGAACUUAUGCAUAUCCAGUGAAACUGGGGAAGCACACUGCCACAGAGGAGAAGAUCAUGGAAAUUUGUUUCUUUCACCAGCCCGAGGAUGCGUGCGUGGUCGCGCCCGUUGUACUGGGCCGCGAGCCACGGGCCAUUCUUAAACAAUUAACUUACUAUUACCAUGGCAAACCUGAGCCAAAGCGAAUCAUCAAAUGGACCUUAGACUUAGCAGCCAAACUGAUUCGUCUUUUGAUUAAAUAUUCUGGAUGUAGUUUCCAACAAUUGAAAUAUAAUACAUUUGACCAACAAGUGUGGCUUAAACUGGGGAAGAAAAUGGGCCAACUUUAUAGAAACUUGCGUGAAUUUUGGUUCGGCAAACUGCAUGUGCAACUGUUUGCUAAGUGUGCUAUAAAAUUAAAGACACUACGUAAAAUUAUUUUCAAAAAGCUGAAAAAUUCACCGUAUGAAGUGUGGUCCGAUAUUCGUUGGAAGGAUUUUGAGAAGGAAUUCCCAGAUGGUUUCACUUACCAGUUCUUGUAUAACGUUGCCAAGGCAUCGUUCCGAGGGCAGCCCAGCUACCGCGUGGCUCCUCUACACGAGGUCAUGGAGCAAGCUGUUGAAAACAACAAACUAAGAAAACAGAAUAGACGGCUAUUAUCGCUUCAAUAUGAUAUAUCUGAUGGGACUCUCACAUUUAUCAAGCAUGAUAUAACUAUGAAACAUCUGAUGAAAGAAAUGUGAAUAAAUAUUUAACCUUUGA
This is a messenger RNA of Cydia amplana, 1252 nucleotides long. RefSeq lists its product as uncharacterized. The record is from RefSeq and is a predicted model, not a curated record. The coding region runs from base 49 to 1233 and encodes 394 amino acids. Lineage: Eukaryota; Metazoa; Arthropoda; Insecta; Lepidoptera; Tortricidae. The transcript has 5 exons.